AUGUUCAGAGAAAAGCAUAAGUGGGAUAACUUCAUUACACAUGGAAGAAUUCAUACAGGAGAGAAACCUUUUGAAUGUCAGGAAUGUGGGAAAUCAUUUUCUCAGUCAGGUACACUCAUUACACAUAGAAGAAUUCAUACAGGAGAGAACCCUUUUGAAUGUACGGAAUGUGGGAAAAGAUUUUCUCACUCAAGUAAGCUCAUUUCUCACAGAAGUAUUCAUACAGGGGAGAAACCUUUUGAAUGUAAGGAAUGUGGGAAAAGAUUUUCCUGCUCAAGUAAACUCAUUGCCCAUGGAAGAAUUCAUACAGGAGAGAAACCUUUUGAAUGUCAGGAAUGUGGGAAAAGAUUUUCUCAGUCAGGUACACUCGUUAAACAUAGAAAAAUUCAUACAGGAGAGAAACCUUUUGUAUGUACGGAAUGCGGGAAAACAUUUUCUCACUCAAGUAAGCUCAUUUCUCACAGGACUGUUCAUACAGGGGAGAAACCUUUUGAAUGUACAGAAUGUGGGAAAAGAUUUUCCUGCUCAAGUAAACUCAUUGCACAUGGAAGAGUUCAUACAGGAGAGAAACCUUUUGAAUGUCAGGAAUGUGGGAAAACAUUUUCUCAGUCAGAUACCCUCAUGCAACAGAGAAGAAUUCACACAGGAGAGAAAACUUUUGAAUGUAAGGAAUGUGGGAAAAUAUUUUCUCAAUCAAAUAACCUCAUUUCUUAUAGAAGAAUUCACACAGGAGAGAAACCUUAUGAAUGUAAGGAAUGUGGAAAAACAUUUUCUCGCUCAUGUACACUCACUUCUCAUAGAAGAAUUCACACAGGAGAGAAACCUUACGAAUGUCAGGAAUGCGGGAAAACAUUUUCACUCUCACGUUACUUCAUGGAAUAUCGUAGAAUUCACACAGGAUAG
Elephantulus edwardii (Cape elephant shrew) is the source of this 903-nucleotide messenger RNA. RefSeq names its product zinc finger protein 180-like. Gene Ontology annotation, biological process: regulation of transcription by RNA polymerase II. The transcript has 3 exons. Gene Ontology annotation, molecular function: RNA polymerase II cis-regulatory region sequence-specific DNA binding; DNA-binding transcription factor activity, RNA polymerase II-specific. NCBI's taxonomy places the organism in Eukaryota, Metazoa, Chordata, Mammalia, Macroscelidea, Macroscelididae. Bases 1 to 903 code for a protein of 300 amino acids. The record is from RefSeq and is a predicted model, not a curated record.